Condylostylus longicornis is the source of this 3291-nucleotide messenger RNA. Its product is annotated as AMP deaminase 2. Bases 650 to 2935 code for a protein of 761 amino acids. Gene Ontology annotation, cellular component: cytosol. The record is from RefSeq and is a predicted model, not a curated record. NCBI's taxonomy places the organism in Eukaryota, Metazoa, Arthropoda, Insecta, Diptera, Dolichopodidae. Gene Ontology annotation, biological process: AMP metabolic process; IMP salvage. Gene Ontology annotation, molecular function: AMP deaminase activity. The transcript has 13 exons.
UGACAAACAAGGUGUCUGUGUUUUUUUUUAUAAAAAUAAAUAAUUCCAUAAUCUGUGUAUUCUUAUUGUAAAAAAAAGAAAAUUAAAAAAUAGUUUUUAAUAUUGUAAUUUUUUUUUUGAGAAUUUAAAAAAAAAAGAUAUGUAGUUUUUGUUUUAUUAAAAUUAAAUAUUUAUGUAGAAAAAAAAAUUAUACAUGCACAGAUGUUCACAUACAUAUGUAUGUAUGUAUUUAGGUAUAUAUUUUAUAUUCAAGUUUAAUAUUAUAAAGUAAUGUAAAUUUUUUUCAAACAAGCUCUACGUUCUUUAAGAAAAUACAAAUUUUUUUUAACAAUUGAAUAGUUUAAUUAAUCUUAUUUUUAAAAAAUAAUAUAUAUAUACAUAUAUUUACAUAAUUGAGUCUCAAUAAAUUAAACAUCAAAUAAUUUUGAAAAUUAUUUUCAUACAACAUAGAGGAAAUAUAAUUGAAUUGGUGAUUUUAUAAGACUAUAUACAUAAAUAAUAUUAAAAUAAUUUUACUGCUUAAGGACUUAGAUACCUACCUUCAUACAUACAUAUAUAUACGGAUAUAAUAAUAAAACAUUUAAGUGGAUAUUAAUAAAAUAAGAAAAAGAAGGAAAUAAAUACUUAUUGAAAGUAAAACAACAACAAUAUGAGCUCACGUCCAAGUAGCUCUAAACCACAACGAAUUUAUGGUUUCGAUUUGGAUAUGGAAGUAGAUUUUCCAGAAACUGAAAGUGGAGAUCCACCAACAAUUAAUGGACAAGCUGCUGAUCCCGCUUCAAAUGAUACUCUUCCAAAUGAAAUUUCAGCACCAUAUGAAGUUCCACAAUUUCCAAUUGAACAAAUUGAGAAGAAAUUACAUAUUCAACGGCAGUUGAAUAUCACGAAGAGUAUGAAUGAAAAAAUCGGUGGAUCAAAUGUACCGGAUCUUGAUGAUGUUGAUUAUUUAGAAGAUGGUGAAUUGGCACAGCAUUUUCAAAGGGUAUCUAUAUCUGGUGAAGAUACAAGCGGUGUACCAUUAGAAGAUUUAAUAAGAGCAUCAUCUUUGUUAAUUGAGGCACUUGAAUUACGUGAACGUUAUAUGAGAUGGUCACAACAAAGUUUUCCACGAACAACAACUAGAUUUUUAAAAUCAGUACAUGAAAAGGGUCGUAUUAAUAUUGAAGAGCAUUCGAAUAGAAAAUCAAUAGCUGAAUUAAUCCGCAAGAUCAGUCUACCCAGCAUAGAAAUAGAGCUUAAAGAAUAUCCAAGUGAUCCACCGCAAGAAACUGCUGAACAUUGGGAUAUUGAAUUUGGAUCAGAUUUAAAUUAUACAAUUCGUUCUGUUGAUGGUGUUUUUCAUGUAUACAAAGAUGAGGUAUGUAAAGAACCAUUUGAAGUAGAAUAUCCAAAUUUAACGGAAUUUGUGAAGGACAUGAAUAAAAUGUGUAAUAUGAUGGCUGAUGGACCAUUAAAAUCAUUUUGUUACCGCCGUUUAAGUUACUUACAUUCUAAAUAUACACUACAUGUACUAUUAAAUGAGCUUAGAGAAUUAGCAUCACAAAAAGCAGUACCUCAUAGAGAUUUUUAUAAUAUUAGAAAAGUUGAUACUCACAUUCACGCUGCAUCUUGUAUGAAUCAAAAACAUUUAUUACGUUUUAUUAAGAAAACUUUAAAAAAUAAUGCUGAUGAGGUUGUUACUGUUUCAAAAGGUGUGGCAAUGACAUUAGCUGAUGUGUUUAAAUCUAUGAAUUUAACAACAUACGAUCUAACUGUCGAUAUGUUAGAUGUUCAUGCAGAUCGUAACACUUUCCAUCGUUUUGAUAAAUUCAAUGCCAAAUAUAAUCCGAUUGGUGAAUCAAGAUUACGUGAAGUAUUUUUGAAAACAGAUAAUUAUAUUAAUGGAAAAUAUUUUGCCCAAAUAAUUAAGGAAGUGGCUUUUGAUUUGGAAGAAUCAAAAUAUCAGAAUUGUGAAUUACGUUUGUCAAUAUAUGGAAAAUCUAGUGAAGAAUGGAAUAAACUAGCUAAAUGGGCAAUUACAUAUGAUGUGUAUUCAACAAAUGUUCGCUGGUUAAUACAAAUACCUCGUUUAUUUGAUAUCUUCAAAGCCAACAAAAUAAUGAAUUCAUUCCAAGAAAUUCUUGAUAAUAUUUUUUUGCCAUUAUUUGAAGCAACAAGUAAUCCUCAUAAGCAUCCAGAAUUACAUAGAUUUUUACAAUAUGUUAUUGGAUUUGAUUCAGUAGAUGAUGAAUCAAAACCGGAAAAUCCACAUUUCGAUUCGGAUAUUUCAACGCCAAAAAAUUGGACUGAUGAAGAUAAUCCUCCUUAUGCCUAUUAUAUUUAUUAUAUGUAUGCAAAUAUGACGGUUUUAAAUGCUUUCAGGAAAAAACGAGGAUUUAAUACAUUUGUAUUAAGACCACAUUGUGGUGAAGCUGGUCCAGUUCAGCAUUUAGUUGCAGGAUAUUUAAUGGCUGAAAAUAUUUCACAUGGCUUAUUACUUAGAAAAGUUCCAGUAUUACAAUAUUUGUUUUAUUUGGCACAAAUAGGAAUCGCUAUGUCUCCAUUAUCUAAUAAUUCAUUAUUCUUGAACUAUCAUCGAAAUCCAUUGCCUGAGUAUUUAUCUAGGGGUUUAAUUGUUUCUUUAAGUACUGACGAUCCACUUCAAUUCCAUUUCACAAAAGAACCUCUCAUGGAAGAAUAUAGUAUCGCAACUCAAGUUUGGAAAUUGAGUUCAUGUGAUAUGUGUGAAUUAGCUCGAAACAGUGUUAUUAUGAGUGGUUUUCCACAUAAAAUGAAACAACAUUGGCUUGGACCAAAUUAUACAAAAGAGGGUGUCGCUGGUAACGAUAUAACUCGUACAAAUGUGCCAGAUAUUAGAGUGGCUUAUCGUUAUGAAACAUUAUUGGAUGAAUUGUCAAAUAUAUUCAAAGUUCAUGAAAAAGCUGCUCAGAAAUAAAAAUUUAAUUACUUAAUAAUAUAGUUACUAUAUAAUAAUAUAUAUUAUGCUACAAAAUAAAAUUUUUGUUAAGGUUAAAUUAUAUAUUUUUAAAACAAUAACUAAAAAAAAAACAAACCCUUUACUAGAUUAUGUAACCCAUGUAUUUUAUCUUAAAAACAAGUAUUCUUUUUUUCUAAAUUUUAUCUCUUUAAAAAAUUCGUAUAGCGUCUGUGACUUAUUAUAAAAGAAAAUUUUUAAAAUUUAAUUGAAUAUACGAGACCAAAAUUAUUAAAAUAUGACUAUUAUUACUAAUUAUUAUAGUUAAAAAAUAUAACGAUAUUGUACUUGUUUUUUUUGAAUAAAACUUUGGUAUA